GGAUCGGUUUUAUUUUUCCCUGCGUUGUUCGGCCGGAACAGCGGUUUCCGUUGGAUGUGAAAACUAAGCCACCCCUGUUCAUUGGACCGGCCACCUUCUUCUUCCUUACUUGUCGUAUUUUUCGCAGAACAAGUCCAUGGCGAUGGUCAGUUCGGCCCUCGGUCCCGAUGCUUCAAAAUCUCGGAAGCGUAGUUCUUCGCGUUCCUAUAAAGAAUCGAAAUCUAGUCGAUAUGAACGCAAACUGAAGAAAAUAAAACUUAAAGUUCGUUCCGAAAUCGACUUGUUUGACUGGCAGAAAUGGCGGUUUCAUGAACGUGAUUAUUGGAUUAGUCCGUUUGUCGAUGUGGUCCCCCGCAUCGAUUACCGAAAGAUGUCCAAGUCCGAAUUUAUCGAUAAAUAUGAAGCCAAGAAUGUGCCCGUGGUUAUUACACAUGCCACCGAUCACUGGAAGGCAGCGAAUUGGUCUGAAGAGUACCUUUUGGAACAGUAUGGAUCGCAUCUAUUCAAAGUGGGCGAGGAUGAUGAUGAGAAUAAUGUGUACAUGAAAAUGAAACAUUUUCUGCACUAUUGCAAGCAUGAAGGCAAGCGGGACGAUUCGCCUCUGUAUAUUUUCGACAGCGGAUUCUACAAAGAUCGCCGAAAGCGAGCUCAAACAAGCUCGUCCAAUGAUGAAGACGAUGAUAAUUUAGCGAGAAAAAAGCAGAAAGCCGACUCUAAUACGAAAUCGACCAGCGGCGGUAACGGCUUAAUGAAUGAAUACCAAGUCCCGAGUUAUUUCGCAGACGAUCUCUUUCGAUGGACAGGAGAACGACGUCGUCCACCGUACCGCUGGUUGGUCAUGGGAGGCGCUCGAAGCGGAACAGGUAUCCACACAGAUCCUCUGGGGACCUCGGCAUGGAAUGCUUUAUUAAAAGGACAUAAGCGGUGGUGUUUGUUUCCUCCGGGCACACCCAAGCACAUCAUUGAUCCGCCCAUGAAACCGUAUGAUCAUGAAGGCGUUUCAUGGUUUACCAAAGUCUUUCCCAAAUUUCAAGUGCGAGAUGAUUUGACGGACAACCGAACAUUGGGCGAGAAACUGGGAAUGGUCGAGGUAUUACAGCGACCCGGGGAAACCAUCUUUGUGCCUGGUGGUUGGGCACAUGUGGUCAUCAAUCUGGAUAUGACCAUUGCUGUCACUCAAAACUUUUGCUCCCUCACGAACGCCGAGUAUGUGUAUCUGUGCACGCGCCACAGUCGACCGAAACUGGGUGCCAAGCUUUUCAAUAAGAUCCAGAAGUUGGGUGAAUUGUAUCCAAAGGAGUUUGGAGAUACCGCUGCCAAACUUCGUACCCUUAUCUGUGUCCCACAAAUUCCACCCAGCAGUAGCGGGUCUUCCAGCUCCAGCUCGUCUUCCUCGUCUUUCACUUCGUCCUCGGAUAUGGAUUUGUCACUCGCGGUCCCGGCUCGACCCAAGAAACUCGUUGUGAGUUCCACCGAAUCAGAAACCGAUCUCAGUGAUGGCACUUGUAUGUGCCAUAAAUGCAAACGCAGAAGAAAAAAACAGGAGCGAAAACGCAUGCUGAAAAACGGGCUAGUCUGAAAAAGAAAAAUUCUACGACCCACAAGACCGUACGACAGAUUGUUGCUAAUGACAUUCAGCUUAAUUCCUCAUCUUCUUCUUUUCCCCGCCCCUCCCCCCAAGUCUCCACCUCCCAUUUGUUUAGUCUAGAUUGCAUAUAUUAUCCAUUUCAUGUAAAAGUACUUUUAUAUUGCUCAUGCAAUCCUUGAUAGAGUUCCACAUCUGUAAAGAAAUCAAUGCAAAUUAAUCAUCAAGAUACAGUUUUUUAUAUUCCUUCCUUCUCGCUUUUUUCCUCCUCCCCAAAAACCAUGCGUCCCCCUUGAAAACAAACCUCGAUUCCCCGUUGUAUGCAGGGUGACAACCUAACCCGCCGCAAUAUCUCGAAUUCAAUGUUCCUUAAAAAAAUAAAAAGAAACAAAGAAGAAUAAAGUGCGC
Molecule: messenger RNA, 1993 nt
Organism: Radiomyces spectabilis
Lineage: Eukaryota; Fungi; Mucoromycota; Mucoromycetes; Mucorales; Radiomycetaceae
Exons: 5
Coding region: 137-1579 (480 amino acids)
Biological process (GO): phagocytosis
Cellular component (GO): nucleus; cytoplasm
Molecular function (GO): P-TEFb complex binding; histone H4R3 demethylase activity
Source: RefSeq, a predicted model, not a curated record